AUGUUUUAGUUUACAAUCCUGGAAAUAAUAUUGUACUUAGUUCUCCUCCUGGUAUUGCUAAUUUUGAAACCUUUAUUCCUAAUGUUGAUAAUGAAGAUUAAGUAUGGAAAGAAAAUGCAUUUGAUGUAUUUUCCUUUGUUGGGAAGAAUAAUCGAAUUUAGUAGAGGUAUCAAGAAACACAAUGAUUUACUACAUUUCGAAAAGAUGAUUCCGUAAUAGCAUCCUGGGGUUGAGAUUGUAGUGAGCAAUACAUUUUUGGGUUUGACGCAUGUAUUUUUUAAAACAGAGCAUAUUAAAUUCAUUCUCAAUAAUUAAGAUCUUUACAAAAAGACAUCAAAGGUAUUGUUUGGUGAAAAAAUGCUAUACAAAGGUUUGGCAUUCCAAGAUGGAGAAGAUUGGAGAUUAGCUAGAAAUGUGCUUGCAAAAUCUUUCGAAUUUGAAUAGCUAAGAGCAAGAAUACCAUUAAUAAAAAGAUUAUGUGAGGAGAAGUUUUCAAAAGUACCAGAAGAUGAACCUAUUGAUAUAAUAAACAUAUCCGGUAAUAUAGUUGGAGAAGUGAUUACUCAGUCCUUUUUUAGUCAGAGUUUCAAGGAUCUGAAUGGGAAGACAUUCUUAUCUGAAUUGGUUGAUGUGAUGGUGGGCAUCAUCUCACAGUACAGAGAAGCUCCGAUUAGAAGUAUGUCAAGAACUUUCAUUUUUGGGACAAAGGAUUAUCCAAAUUGGACCAUUUCAAAGGUUGAAUAGAGACUUCUAGCAAGACUUCAAAAGGUCAAGGACAUAUUGAGUGAUUCAAUAAAGGAAAGAUAAUCGAUGGAAAAUAAGCCAGCAGACUUUUUAACAGCCUAUAUUAAUACCAUAUGUAUAAAAUGA
This is a messenger RNA of Paramecium tetraurelia, 870 nucleotides long. RefSeq lists its product as uncharacterized. NCBI's taxonomy places the organism in Eukaryota, Ciliophora, Oligohymenophorea, Peniculida, Parameciidae. The record is from RefSeq and is a predicted model, not a curated record. The transcript is spliced from 2 exons. Gene Ontology annotation, molecular function: monooxygenase activity; oxidoreductase activity, acting on paired donors, with incorporation or reduction of molecular oxygen; heme binding.